AUGGGUGGUCAAGACAGAGCAGGUGGCAAGGCCAAGCCUUUGAAGGCACCGAAGAAGGGCCCCAAAGCUGAGAUGGACGACGAAGAUAAGGCAUUCCAAGAGAAGCAGAAGGCUGAUGCAAAGGCCAAGGCUGAGCUCGCAGCAAAAGCCAAGGGAAGCAAGGGACCUCUCAACACUGGUGCACAGGGUAUCAAGAAGAGUGGAAAGAAAUAA
Molecule: messenger RNA, 213 nt
Organism: Mollisia scopiformis
Lineage: Eukaryota; Fungi; Ascomycota; Leotiomycetes; Helotiales; Mollisiaceae
Product: translation machinery associated TMA7
Exons: 3
Coding region: 1-213 (70 amino acids)
Source: RefSeq, a predicted model, not a curated record